CUCAUCGAAGAAUUAGGGCCUUUCAGACGGCUGUCUGUGGUGCUAGCCAUGGCUCGAUCAGAGAAGCUGUGGAUGUGGGCAGCACGGUCGGCGAAAAUCAGCCUUGAGGACCAUAUGAAAACCGCCGCUUUCGUGGAUGCUGUGGGUCGCUCUGCCUCGGUCUUGAAGGCCUUGUCACCGAUGCUGGUCACCUUUGCCCGGCUGAGCGCUUGGCUUCGCGGCAUGGAUUUGCCGCCCGGAGAUGGGCCGCAGAUCGUGCGGAAUUGGAACACCUCAGAGGAGUUCCUUGAAGGAGCAGAGCAGGUGUACCGACAUGCACUGGUCACCGCCUUUACAGCGUCGGAGUUAGAGGUGACUGCCACGAACCAAUUCAGGCAGUGGGUGAAGGAGCAGGGUGCUCUACGCCAGCAAGAUUUUCCUGACUCAAAAUUUGAGUUUGCAGAGCUGCUGGUGAGGUUCGAGAACUUGACAGGACCCAGGAGCUUAGAAGCCUUGCAGAAGUUCGCGGAGAGCCCAAGAUUCCAAAGUUCGGAUCGUGAGCAGCUGAAGGGCGAACUUCAGCAGGACCUUGAACAGAGUUCUAAGCUGAACCUGCAAGUUCUGGCUCUAGCGGAAGUGAGACAUCCUCCCCAUGAGAAGAUGGAGAGGCGGCUUGAUCGAGUACUCCUCCAAUCCAGCUUUAACUUGGCUGAAGGGAUCUCCUCGGACUUUGAGAUUGCUGAGCUGGAGAACUUGACCCGUUACAUCGCCGAGCACUUCGAGGAGUAGGUGGAAAGACCAGCUCUCUUUUUUCGUUUUCGGACGGAAGACACGACGUGGUUAAGUUUAGUGAUGUGUAGUGACACCAGAUUGACUUGGAUGGGAUUUGAACACGCAACAGAUGGAGACACUGCAUGCAUCUGCAUGCUUACCCGGUUGCAAAAGUCUUGAGAAUCUGCUGGCUCUGUGGAUUGAUGCGCUCAGCGAUCAGGUGUCGUUUUCGCAUGGAUUCUUGAAAAGAGCGAUGCCUGGAGUGAGAAAAGGAGCACUGCAGUCAUCGGUAACGAGAAACCUGUAGCAUG
Messenger RNA from Durusdinium trenchii, 1061 nucleotides. The record is from the annotation of a GenBank genome assembly. Lineage: Eukaryota; Dinophyceae; Suessiales; Symbiodiniaceae.